GCCAGGUUUUCUAAAAAGGGUACUGCUCAAUCCUAAUUUUUAUUUAAAAUUGAGAAAUCAUAAUUGUGUACCCACCUCAAUGGCCAUAACUGCAAGAUGUCAUGUUGACCUUAAACAUGAAAUGGUUGUAUCCAGAUCUCAAGUGCCUUAACCUCUUUGACACUCAAAAACACACUCGAUCAAGAUAGUGUAAGUUUUGUUGCUCUUUCAAAUUUUUAAGUCACAGAAGAUUGAAAGGCUUCUCAGACAGAAUUGACAUAAUUAAUUCAUUUUAAAAGUGGCCCAUUUAACUUGAUUCACUUGGUACACUUAGAAGUGCAACAAUGAUGAUGAACAAGAGCUACCGAAAAUCUCAUGGUCUCUUGAAAGGUAAUUUCAAUAAUUUUAAAUAGGUUCCUAAUUUAAAUAUGUAUUCACUGUCAUUAGGGAUCAUCAUCAGUUCAGUAAAGGGAAAACUAGUUGGUUAAAAAAAGAAAUAGAUAUAAAAAAGGCAGUAGAAUAUGGAGACACUUAAAUAAAACAUGCAAAAGUUUGAGACACAAUACAUCAUUCAUUUUCCUAAAAUUGAAACCUUCAGACAAUUUGACAAAGUAAAUUUAAAUUUAAAGGAAUAUUAUUGAUACCUCAGAAAAUUUGAAAAAGUAAGUUUAAAGAAAUACAAUUGAUACUUUAUGAACAUUUGACAAAGUAAAUUUAAAGAAAUAUAAUUGAUACCUUCAGAACAUUUGACAAGGUAAAUUUAAAGAAGUAUAAUUAAAUGAAUUAUAUGUCGUAUCCAUAAUAUAGUAAUUAUAAAAUAAUAAUAAUAUGAUCAAAUUAUUUAUGCAUACAUUCAUAUUUCUAGUAAUGACAAAUAGAUAUUCACAUUAAUAUUCAUUAGAUUCGUAGUAAUAGAGAUUUAAAAAUCUAAUUAAAUAUAUAACAUUUACUCAAUUUGAAUCUGGUUAUUGACAUCACAGGUGCACAGUUACUACAGCAAACAGCAACUUGGGUAUGUCUGUUGCCACCUUCAUCUUUGCCAUCAUCGCUGCACCUCAAUACGUUCAUCUGCAAACAGAAAAUGGAAACACAGUUUAUCUAAAGCACUUCCAGUUUUUCUGUCAUCUUUAUCUUCUUAUUCUACAAUGCAAACAAAAAGAGAGUUUUCGACUUCCACAAAAGAUGAUCCAGAUUCUUCAUAUCUCAUAGUGGACCCAUACAAACUAGUAGCUUUAGAAAUGGAAGGUUUAGGUGAUGGAAUUAAAAUGGUAAAUCUUUCUUCUUAAGGAAGGUUGAAACUUAUAUUUAAUAGCUUGUUAGUAUUGCAUCUUUACAUUUAUCCUUUCCAGUGUUUGUAAAGAUUUGAAAUUAUUGUAACUGAGUCAACUCUUUUGUAUAUCCAUAAAAUAAAAUAAAUUGAAUUAAUAUUAAGUGGGUAAAAGACUAAAUAAAUAAUGUGAUAGUUAUUAAUCAAAACUAUUAAAUGAUCUAGUAAUCUCUAUCUCAUGUGCAUGUGGGUUUUCACAAUUGACCACCCUUAAAGAUAAAGUAACAUUUGGUAAUGUUUAUUAUAGUAUGUUUUUAUAUAAAAUAUUGUUUUCUGUAAUGCACACUUGGUUUAAAAAAAGGAUGUUUUGAUUUGGUGCUGGAUUUUUAUUGUGUUAAAUUAUAUUUGUAGAUUCUCACAGCACAAGAACCACUUCUCCAAGCAAUGUCAUAUUAUUUCUUUGAUGGAAAAGGGAAGACAUUUCGCCCACUUGUAGCCUUUCUUAUGUCCAAGGCUUGCAACAUUUCCACUAAUAUAGGUGACAGGUAAUAUUUUUUAAAGUGCUAUCUUUUUUUUUUAGUUAAAAGUAAGAUUAUAUAAGCCAUUACUGAUUAAAUUGAGUGAAUUCAAAGAUAUUUGUUAAACAUCUUAUAGCUGGUUAAUGCCAAUUUGUCAAUAAAGACUCUAUAAAACACAGGUUCCCAACCAUUUUUGAGGUGUGGCCCAUAUUUAUAGAACCAAAAUGACCCCCAACCCAUAAACAUUAACAAAAUCUAUUUUUGAUUUAAAAGAAAACACAUGAAAAAUUGUUUUUUUAGUAUAAUAUAAUUCAACGUAAGACUAAUUUAAUGAAAUGAUUGAAACUAUCCCUCAUGAACAAGUUUCAUCCUUCAGUUUUCAUUACUAAUAAGGUCAUGAUAUACACAACAUUUAAUCUGUUUCAUAUUUAUUUUGAUUUCAUUAAAGUUUUGAAAGUUUAUUCUCACAGAGAUGUGUGGAAGCAAAAGGGUGGCUAAGGACAAUAUUCAAACUUUAAGACACCAAUUAAAAAUGAAACUCGCUUUAAAAAUAAAUAUUAUUUUUUGUUUAGUAACAACAGCUAGAUCAGAAUCAACAUAGAUUUUGUGUGACACCCCCCACCCCCAGCAACUCUAAAUGGGAGCUGUCAAAGAUAUUCCAUGAUUAUUUUCUGUAUAGCCAUCAAUGUCUAAAUGGGAGCUGUCAAAAAUAUUCCAUGAUUCUUUUCUGUAUAACCAUGAAUGUCGUACAUUGUAUCAUCAGUUAAGAAUGAAAGGUCACCUUGUAACCAUGAGUUGAAAGGGCUGUCACAUUUCCUUCAUAGAUUUUGAUCAUAACACUUGUGCAGUUUGUUGUCCAUAAUGUCUCCAUUAUACUCUGUUUGCAGUGUUUUAGAAAAGCAGAGGAUAGUUGCCAGAGUAGCCGAAAUGUUUCACACCGCCUCUCUUAUACAUGAUGAUGUCAUUGAUGAUUCAGACACUCGUAGGGGACGGUCAAGCUUAAAUGCUACUUAUGGACAAAAAAAGGUAAGUUAAUAAUUAAUGCUGGAAAAAAAUCAUCAAAAGUUUUAAGAAACUUUGGCUAUUUUUUUUCUUAAUAACUUUUUUGUGUGGGUCAUUGCAGUCCAUCCUUGUUGGCGACUACAUUCUUUCUCAAGCAUCCAUUGCACUCUCCUCAACAGGAAGUUCAGAAGUUGUGUCUAUCAUGUCUUCAGUUUUAGGUGACAUUGUUAUUGGUAAGACUGAAAUUUUCAAUUGUUUGAAAUUGAGGCCUUUUUUCUAAACCUUUUCAAAAUAAAAUUUUAAUUUAAAAUUAACUUUAAACUUUUUGCGCUCCUUUAGUCUCAAUCAUGGUUUAAGAUUAUCUGACUUUUUAAACUUUAAAAUAAAUUACAGACACUCCUUGAUAUGUUCACAUGGAGAGUCUGAUAUAAAUUAUUUCAGGUGAAUUCAUCCAGCAAUUUUCUGAAGAAAAUGAAAGAUUCCCUCAAUAUUUGAAGAAAACUUAUAUGAAAACAGCGAGCCUUAUCGCCAAAACCUGUAAAGCUGUAAGUUUCGUGUUUAUAUCAUGAUGACCAUUUUUAUUCCUAAGUAAAAACAUUUAUCACAAUUUUAUAGGCCUAAUCUAGUUUAAAAAUCUUCAUUUGGGUGCUGUAGAAUCUUUCCAUGAACGUUUGACCCUAAUAUGUCAGACUCUAAAGUCUGGUAUUAUAAUUUAAUGAUAGAUAGUUCUCACUGCUGCUGCCUGUAUGAUUUUCAAUUUAAACUGCUGUAUGAAUAUUGGACAACUUGCUGUUGGCCUGGUACCUGAGACAACACACUGCCACUUGUCAAGCAUGGUACACUUCAGAACAUGCCACAUUUGUGUGAAGAUUGAGCCACAUGGGUCACUUGCUGUUGGCCUGCUACUAGCCACAACACAUGGCCACUUGUCAAGCAUGGUGCACUUCAGAACAUGCCAUAUUUGUGCUGUAUAUUAUUGUAUUGAUUUGGAAUGAAUAUUUUGUAAAAUGCUGCGAUUCUCCUGGUUUAGAGAAAAUGUAAAGUGAGAUAUGUGGCUAUUUAGAGUCUCUGUACAUCCUUUCAAAUACAAUUACACUACAAAAUUCUCAGAAUCUUUACACCAAUGAAACUACUUUUAAAUGAUUUUUUUUUUUAAUGAACUUUUGCAGGUUGCAAUUUUUGGGAAAUGUAAUGAAGAGAUGACAGAACAAGCUUAUCAGUAUGGUAAAAAUCUGGGCAUUGCUUUUCAGGUGUGUGAUUAAGACAAGAUAUCUUAGUUGACACAGACAUGAAAGGAAGUUGAAUUCAUUUUUUUUAAUGAAAAAUUUUAAACAGUUGAGUCCUACCAUCUUUUAAACAGAGGGCAUCUCCAUCCCAUCUUAAUUUCAAAUAGAAACAAUAGAAAAUUUAAAAAAAAAAGUUCUGUUCCUACAAUCUGGGAAUUGUGUCGAUAUCACAAAAAAUGCCAACCAGAUGCUGUUCAGACCUUAAUUGUGUCAUGGAAAAGAGGAAAUAUUGAUUCCAAGAUACCUUAUGAUGUUUUCCUUUAUUUCUGCUGUCAAUUACAAUAAUUUUAAACAAAAUAAGUUGACAAUGGGCCUAUUACAGAGAUGUUUAUGCUAAUAUUGCCUUACAAUGUAUGAUUUUUAGAUGUAUUUUAUGAUUGUAGGCAGAGACUAGCCAAAACUACAAUUCUAAGAGAUCAGAUUAAAAAAUAAUCUGGUAUUUUUUUUCUAUUUAAAAAGAAUUAAAUAAUUGGAUUUUGAAGUUUUAGCUCUUGCUAUAAAUAUCUGCAGUGAAUGGAGCAAAAAGAAAUAAUUGGUUUUGAUUUUUUUAAAUUUUGAGACCAUCCUAAAUUAUAUGACUUGUGCACUGAAAGGGGAGGUGGGGGGUUCUUGAUUGAGGAGAUUUGGCAGACAUUGGGUAGGGGGAUGGGUGGGAGUGUCAAAGGCAAAAAAAUAUAAUUGCAAUCUUUCAUAAUAAUGGUGAUGAUUUUGUCAUAUGCCAGAUACUGCGACAGUAAUAUUUACCCUAGCCACCCUUGCAACAACUUCAUUUGACACUCCGCCUUUGUCUGCUACCAUGCAUGUGACAUAGUUUUGUGACACAAUUAGGCCUAUUUUGUUUUUCUUAACUGCAGCAAUUGUGAAAAUUGAUGUUUAUUUAUUUUAAAAAAAGAAGUAAAAUGCAUUCUCAAUUGCUCUGCACAGGAACAUUAGAUUUCGAAAUAUUUUAUAAUAUCUAGGUAGCAAAAUUUGCAAUCUAUUUUUAGAACUUGCAAAGCAGUUGUAUCCUCUUCACAAUCUAUCCCCUGCACGAUUUCAAUAAUACAACAGUUUGAUAAUGCAAUACUACUGUCACACUUUUCCCCCCCCUAAUGAGUGGGAGGGGGACGGUUGGUCACCGAAUGAAAUAGUUAUGUCGCCAGCAGGGAAAGACAAACAGUGUAAUGUAACUACAAUCAGCUCUGGUGUCCAAAUUCGGCGGCAUUGACAGACGUGCACAUUGCAUGGAUGAUUUUAAUGUUACUAUCAGAUUGGAAUCUGGGCUCCUUUUUCGUGACUACAGAUUUAUUUUAAAAUGCAAUUUAAACUUCUCAGAACAGCAGCGUAGCUUUGAUAUAUUCUAUAAGAUCUAGUAAGCGGUAUUUGAAAUCGAUUUUUUGAAAUCACUAAACAGCUGUACAAUUUUAAUACAGCAGUUUUGUUCCAUCACUUCUCCCCAUACAGCUUGCUGUAGUUAUUUGACUACAAUAUGUUAACGGAAAAUAAAUUCAGGUUCCUAGGCUUAAUACAGAGGUGGGCAAUCCCGGCCUGUCACAUUAAAUGUUUUGGCAUCCCAGAUGUAUUGAAAAUGAACUUAUUUCUUCAUUGCAAUAACGAUUAUUUUAAUUUGUUGCAUAAAUACCAGUAUUUUUUGUGGACAGUACCCACCAUUUCAAUGUACCCACCCAGCCCAUUUUGAACUGAUUUAAAAAAUAAAUAGAAAUAAGUAAUAAAUAAUUAAACAAUUUUACUAUUCAUUAACUACUAAAAUAAAAAGGGCUACAAAGAUUGAUGAGGGGAACCGAAUUUUUCACAGGCAUUACAAUUAAGUGUAGAAUGAUGCAAAACUUUAUUCAGGAAUACACAAAAGUGCAAACCUUCAUUUUAAAUUUCUAAAAAAAAAAUAUGGGAAAGGGGCCCCCAAACCCCACCCUCACUUUUGUUCAGGUGACUUCAGCGGGCGUCCUCAAUAUUCAGCUCCCCCACCACAGCUUUGUCUGGCAAAUUGGCAAAUAUAUAAACGUCAGUCAUCUACUUUGAAGUGACCUUUUUUUAGACAUGCGAUGCGAAUAGUUGUUUUAUACAUUAUUCUGUAUCUUUACUUAUUUACUAUAGCAAUAUGGUAUUGUGAGAUUUUGAGAUGGUGAAGUACUAUUCUGAGACUAUAUUGUACUAUUUUGGGAGUUCCAGUUUAGACAGGUCUGCUGUUGUAUUUUGUAAUAAAAAAAGCUGAAAAUUCGGGCAUAUAUUUUCUACUGAAAACUCUACAAUACUUAAGGGACUCAACAUAUUUGUUAAAAUAAUACAGCUUUUAUGUAUCUCUUGAUAGUGUAGUAAUAGAAUCUAAUCAUGCAUUUGUUUACAUAGUAACUUAGAAAAAUAUCUUUAUCACUGGGUUGAAUUUUCAACCUCAAGUACACACAGGUACAAAAAUUAGAUUUGUAAAAUUUCAUAAACGCUGCUUUUUAAUGGCUGUGGUAGGGCAUGAAAUCUAUUUUUCUUCAUAUGCCACCCUAUUAUUUUAUAUCAUCUGUAAACAUUUUCCAGUUUUAAGUUUCGUUAUCAUUGUUAACAUAACUUGGAUUUUUGUUUUGUGAUUUCUUAUUGUUAAAAUAAAUUCUAAAGUCCACAUUUGUUUUCCUAAGCUUGUGGAUGAUCUUUUGGACUUCAUCUCAAGUGACAACGUCAUGGGUAAACCUACAGCAGUUGAUCUCAAACUAGGGUUAGCCACCGCCCCUGUCUUAUUUGCUGCUCAAGAGGUAAGCUCUGUUAUAAAUCAUUAUAUAAAUGACAGUGUAAAUGGCUAAUUCAUAAUACUUUAGAACAGUGGUUCUUAACCUGGGUUCGAUUGAACCCCAGGAGUUCUGUGAGUCAGUCUCAGGGGUUCGGAGGUCCAAAAAAAAUCAGAAAAUAAAUCAUAUUUUAUUUUUCCUAUUAUGAAGGGUCUGGUGAAUGCGCAUAUGAAACUGGUGGGGUUCGGUACCUACAAAAAGUUUAUGAACCACUGCUUUAGAACAUCUUCAUUUUGAAGAAAAUGUAUAUACAUCAGAAAAUCAAACAAAUUAUUGGAGUUACAGAUGUAUGGGAACAUAUUAUAUGUCUUUAUUUUGUUACUGUAUCUAAUAUCAAAUCUAUGAUCCUCCAUCAACAUUGUCAAUGGUGACAUUGUCAGCAUCUCUACCAAAACACAGAAUACUUCAAAUAUAGUUAAAUAAUUACUUAGUCAAAUAACUUCAAACAAGCCUAGAUAGCUACACAUAGGAAAUAACUUCAAACAUAGCUAAAUAACUACAGGGUGGGCUAAUAAAAGUGAGAACAUCUCGUAAAAUUAGGGCAACGUUUCAUUGACAGAAGCAUAAACGUGUGGCGUCGACGCUUGGAAAAAGUCGUUGAGAAGCAAGGAGGACACAUUGAACAUGAUUUCUGAUUAGCUAAAUGUUUUGAAGAAAAAAAAUCCCAUGAAGAAUUAUAAUUAAUAAAUUAUAUUUUGAAAUAACUCGCAUAUAUGAGAUGUUCUCACUUUUAUUGGCCCACACUGUAUAUUGUCAUAUAAUUUCUAGCUGACAGUCUCGCUAACAGCGCUCCAUGCAACAUUGUGUUUGUAUGCUCAAAUUGGCUGGGUAAAGACUUGAAACAUAACCAAAGAAAUUAAGAAACCAGAUGGAUUUAAAAGUUGCAAGACCACUUCAGCAUAGGGAAAUGAAUUCAAACAUAGUCACAUAGCUUUAAACAUAAAGAAAUGAAUUCAAACAUAAGCCAGAUAAUUUCCGUCAGAUAACUUUAAAAAAACCCAGAAUGCUUUAAACAUAGCCAAACAUAGUCAGAUAACUUUAAACAUAGUCAGAUAACUUAAAAUAUAGUCAAAUAAAUUUAAACGUAGAUAACUUCAAAAACAGAUGACUUAAACUAAAAACAUCUUUAGUUUUACCAGUAAAGCUACAAGUACCAGAAUAAAUCUAAAAUGCAUGUAUGUCCCAUCUAAGUUAGGAAUAUUAAUUCAUUUAACUUUAUUAGAGUUAAGUAUUGCUUUCUCAACAGUCCAAUAUCUGUUAUUAGUAAAAUAAAGGUUGCUGAAGCUGUCCCUGACUUCCAUAUUCACCUAGACAUUUUGUUGUUGACAGCAUUCAUUGUUUUCUUAAAAGUAUCAUUGACUAAAUUGUUUCUUUCAUUUUAUUCUUUUAGUACCCUGAGCUAAAUGCAAUGAUUAUCAGACGAUUUUCCCAGGAAGGUGAUGUUGAACAGGCCAGAUAUUUUGUUGCUAAGGUAAAAUACUUAACAUUGAUCCCUUUUAACACACUCAGAAGUUCAAACAAAUUAAGAAAAUAUUUUCUCAUAACUCACAAAAACUGAAAACUGUUCAAAACCCGAGUAACAGAUUUUAUUAUAUUUUUUUUUUAUGCCCUUACAAGCAAAGAACAAACAUACUCAGUAUUCUAAAGAACAAAGAGGAAAUACAUUUUAACUGUAUAUAUUUUAUAUGUUGAUGUUUAGGAUUAAUUAGCCACUAGAACUUCUAGAAAUCGACAAUAAUUGGAAAAAUGAUGCUCUGUGGCAGUCAAAUUUGGGAGCUAAAUAUUUCUCAAAUCUCUUAUUCCUAUAGAGUGAUGGAAUACAACAGACCAAGCUGCUUGCCUUAAACCAUAGUAAUGAAGCCAUAAGAAAUUUACAGGAUUUUGUCAAAUCAGAUGCCCAGAGAGCACUUAUACACUUGGCCAAAAUUUUGUUGGAGAGGAAGAAAUAGCAUGUCAGUUGUUUUAUGCACCAGCCCUACUUGCUGCAAUAACCACUCUCUUCUUGUUCAAAAGUGAAUGGGUUUUCUUUUAGCCAGACACACAAAGAUUUCCAAGUUUCUUUCUUUUAAUUUUCUCUUAAUAAAACUUUAAAGAAUAUCAUUUUAAAAAUGUUAAGCCAGAAUUAAAUCAGCUCAUUGUAACUUGAAGUAUAUGUUUCAAAAUUGUCAAUGUAUGUAAAUUGAAUUUUUUUCAACCUUCUUUUUCUAAAUAUACUUUUAUUUUCUAAUCAUAACAGUUUAAUGCUGUGAAAAUUAUAAAAAAACAUUAAAAAAAAAUUGAAAUAAAAAGCCUUGCUCUUUGUUACCCUGACCUUGAACAAAAAAAAUGUCUAGUUGAAAGAUCAUUUGCAGCAUUUUCCAAAGAGAAAAAUAUAAAUUUUAAUAAAAUGCUUGAAGGUAUUUCAUAUUAGUAAUCUUACCA
This is a messenger RNA of Lymnaea stagnalis (great pond snail), 9244 nucleotides long. NCBI's taxonomy places the organism in Eukaryota, Metazoa, Mollusca, Gastropoda, Lymnaeidae. The record is from the annotation of a GenBank genome assembly.